Physeter macrocephalus (sperm whale) is the source of this 1415-nucleotide messenger RNA. Its product is annotated as BTB/POZ domain-containing adapter for CUL3-mediated RhoA degradation protein 3-like. The record is from RefSeq and is a predicted model, not a curated record. The transcript is spliced from 2 exons. Lineage: Eukaryota; Metazoa; Chordata; Mammalia; Artiodactyla; Physeteridae. Bases 1 to 1002 code for a protein of 333 amino acids. Gene Ontology annotation, cellular component: Cul3-RING ubiquitin ligase complex. Gene Ontology annotation, molecular function: protein binding; ubiquitin-protein transferase activity. Gene Ontology annotation, biological process: proteasome-mediated ubiquitin-dependent protein catabolic process; protein homooligomerization; negative regulation of Rho protein signal transduction.
AUGAGCGAAGGCCUCGCCUCCGCCCCAGGCUCACACGAGCUGGGUGUUUUCUGUCUCUCUCAGUCCGGGUUUGGAGACUCCAGUGUCCUCCAGCUUUUCAUGGAAGAGGUGUCAGGAGAAAGUGUGGUGAGCUCAGCAGUACGAGUGGCUGCGACCCACACCACUUUGUUCAAGGGCACGAGCCCCAGCUCCAAGUACGUGAAGCUGAACGUGGGCGGAGCCCUGUACUACACCACCAUGCAGACGCUGACCAAGCAGGACAUUAUGCUGAAGGCCGUGUUCAGUAGGUGCAUAGAGGUGCUCACGGACAGUGAAGGCUGGAUCCUCAUUGACCAGUGUGGGAAGCUCUAUGGUACGAUACUCAAUUAUAUUUGUGACGGGGCGGUCCCCUUGCCCGAGAGCCGCCAGGAGAUUGAGGAGCUGCAGGCAGAAGCCAAGUACUACCUGGUCCAGGGCCUGGUGGAAGAGUUCCAGGCAGCCCUGCAAAACAAAGAUACUUAUGAGCCUUUCUGCAGAGUUCCUGUUAUCACCUCAUCCAAGGAAGAACAGAAACUUAUAGUGACUUCAAAUAAGCCAGCCGUGAAGUUGCCCUACAACAGAAGUAACAACAAAUACUCGUAUACCAGCAAUUCUGACGACAAUAUGUUGAAGAACAUCGAACUGUUUGAUAAGCUGUCUCUGUGCUCUGAUGGAAGGGUCCUGUUCAUAAAUGAUGUCAUUGGGGAUGAAAUCUGCUGCUGGUCCUUCUACAGCCAGGGCUGCAAGAUCGCUGAAGUCUGCUGUACCUCUAUCGUCUACGCCACGAAGAAGAAACAGACCAAGGUGGAGUUCCCCGAAGCCCGGAUCUAUGAGGAGACCCUGAAUAUUUUGCUGUAUGAGGCCCAGGAUGGCCGGGGACCUGACAGUGUGCUCCUGGAGGCCACAGGUGGGGUGGCCGGUUGCUCCCACCACCUGGACAAGGACAAGGAGCGGGAGCAGAUCCACAUUGCCCAGAUCUGUUGAAGGGGCAGGCCUGUUGUCCCUCAGCUGAUCUGUGGUCUGGUGCUUGUUGGGACCCCGCAGGGUCUGACCAAGGGCAAAGCUGCCCCUUCCCCUGCCCUCCUUGUUGACCCACUCCAUCCCGGGAAGGCCGCCUGGCCUGCUCACAGCCAUAGUGCACAAACCACUGCCCGGUGGGCUCCAUUCCUUCCUCCUCGGCCUUCUGCCCCGUUAAGUGGGGCUUACUGCCCCCAGCGGAUGCCCUGCCCUUUGCUUAGAAGAAAUUAAACACGGCCCCAGACUCUGUUCUGGCGUCCAGACAGGACCACCACUCACACCAGCAGCCUCAGGAUGGCUCGCCUGCUGUCAAUAUAGCUGUCACCUGUAAAUCCCUUCCUGUCUCUGCCUCUGAUUCUUACAGUGUGGAGUGGCCUUCG